AUGCCCCGGAUCUUGGUGCUCUUGCCGCUGCUUCUGGGCUGGGCCAUCGCUGACCCCUGCUACCAUCCAGGGGGUCGUCCCCGCUUCUGCCUCCCACCGGUGACCCAGCUGGCUGGCCUGGUGGUGUCCUGCGCCCAGGCCUGCUCCCUUUCUGCAGAGGGCCGCUUUGGCCCCCAGAACCCCUGUAAUAGCAGUCUGACACUGCAGCUGGGGGGCACCUUUCUUCUGAACUCCGUCAGCCUGCGCUUCUGCUCCCCAGGACCCCCCAGCCUGGUGCUGUCUGCAGCCUGGGCCCCGGGAGGCCCCUGGAGGGCUCUGUGGCGCAGACCCCCGUGGUCCGGAGCUCUGGGAGGCCCAGAGCGAGUGACCUUCCGAGCCGCUUCCAGCUUGAAAGCCCGCGUGGUGGCCAGUGAUCUCCGCCUGGAGCUGGGGGCCCCAGGGGGGCUGCUGGCAGCGAGAGUGAGGGGUCGCUGCCAGUGUCACGGCCACGCAGCCCGCUGUGCUGCCCGCACCCGGCCACCCCGCUGCCGCUGUCGCCACCACACCACGGGCCCCGGGUGCGAGAGCUGCCGUCCGUCUCAUCGCGACCGGCCCUGGCGGCCUGCCACGCCCCAGCACCCCCAUCCAUGCCUGCCCUGCUCCUGCAACCAGCAUGCCCGACGCUGCAGGUUCAACUCAGAGCUCUUCCGGCUGUCGGGGGGCCAGAGCGGGGGUGUCUGCGAGCGCUGUCGCCACCACACAGCAGGGCGCCACUGCCACUACUGCCAGCCUGGCUUCUGGAGGGACCCCGGGCAGCCACUCACCAGCCGCAAGGCCUGUCGGGCCUGCCAGUGCCAUCCAAUCGGGGCCACGGGCAGCACCUGCAACCAGACAAGUGGGCAGUGCGCCUGCAAAAUCGGGGUCACCGGUGCCACCUGUAGCCGCUGCGCCCCUGGCUUCCAGCAGAGCCGUUCCCCGAUGAUGCCCUGCCAAAGAAUCCCAGAGGCCGGGACCACCACUGCCACCCCACUGGGUGCUUACAGCUCUGACCCUCAGUGCCAGCUGCACUGCAGCCGCCCAGCCAGCGCCGUGCACAUGAGCCUUGGGCGGUUCUGCCAGCAGGACUACGUUCUCCGCGCACAGGUGCUGGGGUCUGUUGUGGCGGCAGGCCCCGCGUGGCGGCGGCUGGCAGUGCGUGUACUGACCGUGUACAAGCAGCGCGCCCAGGCCGUGCGCCGCGGCACCCAGGACGCCUGGGUGCCCCGGACCGAUCUGACCUGCGGCUGCUUGAGCCUCCGGCCUGGCACUGACUACCUGCUGCUGGGCAGUGCAGCUGGCGGCCCCGACCUGGCGCGCCUUGUCUUGGACCACCACAGCCUCGCGCUGCCCUGGAGGCCACACUGGGCCCGGCCGCUUCGGCGGCUGCAGCAGGAGGAGCGCGCGGGGGGCUGCCGCAGACUGCGGGCUCCCACGGCCGAACCCCUGGCCUGA
Messenger RNA from Sorex araneus (European shrew), 1470 nucleotides. It is a transcript of the gene NTN5, whose product is annotated as netrin 5. NCBI's taxonomy places the organism in Eukaryota, Metazoa, Chordata, Mammalia, Eulipotyphla, Soricidae. The record is from RefSeq and is a predicted model, not a curated record. The transcript is spliced from 6 exons. Gene Ontology annotation, molecular function: protein binding. The coding region runs from base 1 to 1470 and encodes 489 amino acids.